AUGUGGUCUGUUGGGGCCUUCAACUCAAUAACCAUAACACCACCGUCUGCCUCUUUCGCUGUGAACAAAGCACCCAUAAAUACACCCACUUCACUCCACCUUCACUAUUUCUCUAGGCCUCUCCGUCCUCUUCCCAGCUUCUCUCUUUCAAAUCACUCGUCUUUUGGACCUCAGCUCUCUUAUAAGAGGACUGUCUCUUUUCGUUGUUCUGCUGCAUUAACUCCGGAGCUGAAGAAUACGCUGGACAAAGUUGUUACCUCACACAAAGUGGUUCUUUUUAUGAAGGGAACAAGGGAUUUUCCACAAUGUGGAUUUUCAAACACUGUCGUACAAAUAUUGAAGUCCUUGAAUGUACCCUUUGAAACAAUAAACAUACUAGAAAAUGAACUAUUGCGCCAGGGAUUGAAGGAGUAUUCCAGUUGGCCAACAUUUCCUCAACUUUAUGUUGAAGGAGAAUUUUUCGGUGGCUGUGACAUCACUGUCGGAACUACUGGAGAAGGCAAUGUGCUCCUGAGCUUUGCGGAUUAUGGUAAAAGUGUGGUCUUCGACUUGGAUGGUGAUAAUUAG
Prunus armeniaca (apricot) is the source of this 567-nucleotide messenger RNA. The record is from the annotation of a GenBank genome assembly. NCBI's taxonomy places the organism in Eukaryota, Viridiplantae, Streptophyta, Magnoliopsida, Rosales, Rosaceae.